UUUCUAAAAUUCCUUUUCUUCUUUUUUGUGCCCUUCUUAGUUGCAGUCACUUUGAUCAGGCCACUGAUGCCUUUGGUUUCCCUUUGAUUCUUUAUUUGGUUUGGUAUUUGCGUAUUUUCAUAUGUCAUAUAGGCUUUCUUCGUUGUGCUCUUAGAGAGUGUUAGCAAGUCUUGGAACCACAAGUACUACCCCAUGGGCUUAAGUUUUCAUUUAUGAGGUCUGUUCUUCAAGGAAUACACAUAUAGGUGGUGAUUAAUACUUAAUGGGUAACUUGGUGGCGGGCCUAACUCUUACUUUAUCAUUUGAGAAUCAUUGUUGCAUAGGGUAAUCGAGCUAUUCAUGAGCUUAUUUUCCUGAUAAAUUAUGUGUUAAAUUUCAUGUGAUCCUCUGUUCUAAAUAAGUGGUAUGAUUUACCUUGAUCACUUCUGAUCGAUUGACAUAUUUCAUGCUUACACUUUUGCAAUUCUCCUUUAUUAAAUAUUAUUCAAUUAUUUUUAACACUACUUAUAUGUUGUCGCUAUGCAAUCUUCAUCGGAGACGGUUGGCUUGGAAUGCAGUACACCUGCCUUAAACACAAGCCCCUCAUCCUGGUUCAUGUAAAGACAUACACUGAAGGUUCCUGGAUCUGAUUAUUCUUUGUCCCUUGACUGCCUGGAUGAUUAUUUUCUAUUAGUGCACUUCAUGAGGCGGAUGGUUCUUGUUAAAGGUCCUAUUGAACCAACUGAUGUGCCUAGUGAUAUCACACUUCCAGAGUUUUCCGUGCGGACAUUAGCACAAGAAUAUGGAGGUGGUGCAUUCACAGUUUAUGAGAAUGUUGUGAUAUUUUCGCAUUACAAUGAUCAGCGGCUGUACAUGCAAUCUAUUGAUGGUGGUGGCUCCCCAGUUCCCAUUUCCCCUGAAUAUGGUGGACAUGUGGUAUGUUAUGCAGAUGGAGUGGUCGAUAAACAUUUCAACCGGUUCAUUACUGUAAGAGAAGAUCAUCGGGAAAGUAGCUUAAAUCCAAGUACAACGAUUGUGUCUAUAGAUCUUGAAAGUGGAAGCCUCAAAGAGCCAAAAGUAUUGGUAAGUGGCAAUGAUUUCUAUGCCUUCCCAAGGAUUUGUCCAGAAGGAAAAAGAAUUGCAUGGGUUGAAUGGAGUCAUCCAAACAUGCACUGGGAUAAGGCAGAAAUUUGGGUUGCGGAUAUCUCUAAGAACGGAGAUGUAUGUAAUCGCAUUUGUGUGGCUGGUUGUGAUUCAACCUUAGUAGAGUCUCCAACUGAACCGAAAUGGUCCAUGCAAGGAGAGCUCUUCUUUAUAACAGACAGGAAGAAUGGUUUUUGGAAUUUGUAUAAAUGGAUAGAACACAAUAAUGAGAUACAACCCUUAUACACAUUGGAUGCUGAAUUCAGCAGACCAUUUUGGGUCUUUGGUAUCAACUCCUAUGAUUUUAUUCAUCAAAAUGGGCAAGCCACCUUAAUUGCUUGCAGCUACAGGCAGAAGGGGAAAUCAUAUCUAGGAAUCCUGGACACUGUUCUAGGCUCUUUCACAUCCAUUGAUGUUCCUUUCACAGAUAUUAAUGACAUUAUCACAAAAGACAGAUGCUUGUACAUCGUGGCUGCAUCUUCAAGCCACCCUUCAUCUAUUGUUAAGCUGACCUUAGAUGGCAUGGAGUUAAAGGUGGUGGACCUCACUACAAUUUGGUGUUCUUCCUCUUUGGAUUCUUUGCACUUUAAACCAUAUAUCAGCUUGCCAGAGAUAAUUGAGUUUCCUACAGAAGUUCAAGGACAAAAGGCAUAUGCCUACUUUUAUCCCCCAUUCAACCCCUUGUAUGAUGCUACUCCUGGUGAAAAACCUCCACUGUUAUUGAAAAGCCAUGGAGGUCCUACAAGUGAAUCACAUGGAACAUUGGAUUUGAGUAUUCAGUACUGGACUAGUCGAGGAUGGGCUUUUGUAGAUGUCAACUAUGGUGGAAGCACUGGUUAUGGCAGGGAGUAUCGAGAAAGACUCUUGGGAAACUGGGGCAUUGUUGAUGUCAAUGACUGUUGCAGUUGUGCACAAUUCCUGGUUGACAGUGGGAAGGCAGAUGGGGAACAACUUUGUAUAACAGGGAGAUCAGCAGGGGGUUACACUACACUUGCUGCUCUUGCUUUCAGCCAGACAUUUAAGGCUGGUGCUUCAUUGUUUGGUGUUGCUGAUUUGCGCCUGUUAAAGGAAAGCACACACAAGUUUGAGUCUCGUUAUCUUGACAAUCUUCUUGGUGCUGAAAAGAAUUUCUAUGAUAGAUCACCUAUCAACUUCGUUGAAAGAUUUUCUUGCCCUGUAAUUUUAUUCCAAGGGUUAGAGGAUAAGGUUGUGCUGCCAGAUCAGGCUCGUAAAAUUUAUAUGGCUUUACAGGAAAAAGGGUUGCCAGUUGCUCUGGUAGAAUAUGAAGGAGAGCAACAUGGAUUCCGCAAGGUGGGAAGAUGGCAAGUUCAUCCACAAGCAAUACCAUGGCAUAUUCAGACAAGAUUUGUAGAAAUUGUGGCCACAAAUGUGAGAUGUACACAUCUAGAUGCGAACAAAAUCGAAACGGGAAGUACCUUCAUUGCAAAUCAUGUAAUUUAUGAAAUGGGUGGGUCGAUAUGCAUCUCCGACACUCCCAAAACUGCAAUAUAUUGGGGCUAACGACAUCCAACUUCGAGUCAUUGAUCAAGUUAUUAGAGAACCAACAACGUUUGACUGCCUAAGAGAAUUUUGAUAAGCGUGUAAUUAUAUUCAUAUUAGCUUUGAGUUCAGUAUUUCAUAUUG
Amborella trichopoda is the source of this 2766-nucleotide messenger RNA. Its product is annotated as alpha/beta-Hydrolases superfamily protein. The record is from RefSeq and is a predicted model, not a curated record. Gene Ontology annotation, biological process: proteolysis. Lineage: Eukaryota; Viridiplantae; Streptophyta; Magnoliopsida; Amborellales; Amborellaceae. Gene Ontology annotation, molecular function: serine-type peptidase activity.